Messenger RNA from Pedinophyceae sp. YPF-701, 1077 nucleotides. NCBI's taxonomy places the organism in Eukaryota, Viridiplantae, Chlorophyta, Pedinophyceae. The record is from the annotation of a GenBank genome assembly.
AUGUACCUUCCUUUUCCUAGCCGGCGAUAUCGUCACCUGCCGCCCUGGUGGCUUCGGGCUGCCCCCAAGGUGCGCCACGCGUCCGUGAUCGCCAGCUACGCCAAGACCGACGACAUGAAGAUCGCCGCGGACGUCUCGGGCCUCAUCGGCAACACCCCGAUGGUGUACCUCAAGAAGGUGGUCCCUGAGGGGGGCGCCAAGGUGGCCGCGAAGCUGGAGCUCAUGGAGCCGUGCUGCUCCGUGAAGGACCGCAUCGGCUACUCCAUGGUCGUCGACGCCGAGCAGAAGGGCGCCAUCUCCCCCGGCAAGACCACGCUCGUGGAGCCCACGUCGGGCAACACGGGCAUCGCGCUGGCGUUCAUCGCGGCCGCCCGCGGCUACAAGCUCAUCCUGACCAUGCCGGCGUCCAUGUCGAUGGAGCGCCGCGUGCUGCUCCGCGCGUUCGGCGCCGAGCUCGUCCUGACGGACCCCGCGAAGGGCAUGAAGGGCGCGGUCGCCAAGGCGCAGGAGAUCGCGGGCUCGAUCCCGGACUCGUACAUCCUGCAGCAGUUUGACAACCCGGCCAACCCGAAGAUCCACUACGAGACGACGGGCCCGGAGAUCUGGGACGCGACGGACGGGCAGGUCGACAUCCUCGUCGCCGGCGUCGGCACGGGCGGCACGGUGUCCGGCACCGGGCGCUACCUGAAGGAGAAGAAGCCUGGCGUGCAGGUGGUGGCCGUGGAGCCGACGGAGUCCGCGGUGAUCUCCGGGGGCGCGCCCGGGCCGCACAAGAUCCAGGGCAUCGGCGCCGGCUUCAUCCCGGGCAACCUGGACACGUCGCUCAUCGACGAGACCGUGCAGGUGUCGUCGGACCAGGCCAUCGAGAUGGCGCGCAAGCUGGCCGUGGACGAGGGCCUGCUGUGCGGGAUCUCGUCCGGCGCGGCGGUGGCGGCGGCCGCGGAGAUCGCCGCGCGCCCGGAGAACGCGGACAAGCUGAUCGCGGUGGUGAUCCCCUCGUUCGGCGAGCGCUACCUGUCGUCGGCGCUGUUCUCGAAGAUCCGCGAGGAGUGCGAGUCGAUGACGUUCGAGGCGUGA